Molecule: messenger RNA, 2002 nt
Organism: Patiria miniata (bat star)
Lineage: Eukaryota; Metazoa; Echinodermata; Asteroidea; Valvatida; Asterinidae
Product: octopamine receptor-like
Exons: 2
Coding region: 387-1658 (423 amino acids)
Biological process (GO): G protein-coupled receptor signaling pathway
Cellular component (GO): plasma membrane
Molecular function (GO): G protein-coupled receptor activity
Source: RefSeq, a predicted model, not a curated record
AAAAAAAUAAUUAUGCAGGAGGUGUGAAAGUAUAAUAAGCUCAAGCAUUGAAAGGAAACAAUCCAACUUCGCAGCAUCACCUGCCUGUUCCCAUGCGUUACGAGCACGAAGCGAGUUUCAUCAUCAGUCGCGGUAGCUAGUUCUGCCGAGUGUUUUGCACUGACAACUACGCUAGGUCUCAGCGGCUGAGAUUAAGCAGAUAGACCACACCUAUUUGUUCAUCUCAUGUACCACCGCUGUUCGGUGUGUAACAGCUUAACGUGAGAUAUCGCGAGAUGACUGCACUCGGUCCAGCUCCCUACGGCUGAUAGUGAUAGUUGACGCUGCUUACAUUGCUGCUUUUAAUUACUGCAACCGAAUCGUUGUGGCUUCUGCUCGACGGCGAUAUGUAUCUGGAUUCUGUGUGGUGGUUUCGGGUCACUCUGGAGGGCGCUGUCUUCUUGAUCGGUGUCCCUGGCAACCUACUCAUCAUCCACGUGUACGCGUCCAAGAGGACAAAGGUCACACCUCAUGUCUUCAUCAUCGGACUGGCCGUUGCUGAUUUCACGGUUUGUCUCUUGCGGAUGAUAGCCCUGGUCCAACUUUUCCCGCCAAUUGACACGUUUAGGGCGACCAGUCAAUUCUUUUGCCGCGUGCCCCCCAGUAUUGACGUUUGGCCGAAGUAUACGUCCAUACUUCUGACCACGGUCGUGGCGGUUGACCGCUAUCUGGCCAUCUGCCGGCCGCAUGGGCGUCGGAUGACCGUGCGACGGGCCCGCCAUGCCGUCUAUGCCUGCUUCGCUGUGUCUGUGGUCGUCACGCUCUCGUAUCUGUUCAUGUACGGAGUUGCGCCACUUCCCGAGGGCACCACGUCUUGUCAGUUCCUCGUUCCGCCUGCGGUAAUCGCUACCGCGUUUAUCUCCCUCAUGAUUUCCUUCGUUAUCUCGUUUGUAAUCAUCGUGGUGUUGUACGUCAAGAUCUACCGGAAAGUCAACCGGAUGGCUAAGGUGCGUCCAGGGAAUACCGUUCACCGCGGUGCCUCGUAUGCACCGUCCUGUGUAUUUCACGACGAUUCAACGGCCCGGGCGGGAGGUAUCACCCCCAACCGCCUAAUAGCCGCGGCCUCCCGUAAAACCAAUCCUGAAAUUCAACAAGACAAAUCGGUAGAUGAGCUGAAAGCUCGAGUGAUGCCUCAUCAACCACAACCUGAACCGAGAACCUCUGCGUGGAACGCCGAGCAUCAGAUGGAGGAGUUACCAAUUCUGAAACCGCCUACCGAACCCACUGCACCCAGCAUCAGUAGCACAAUAACUCGUAAUAACACUUCGCUUGCGAGCCCAUCACCUCAAGCCACAAAUAUAGCCACUGGGACCGCAAGCGACCAAUCAAAUGCCCCACAAUUCUACAAGAAAACCACGCUGAUGUUGCUUCUGUCUACCAUAGUCUUCAUCGUCACACUCGUACCAGUGUGUAUCGUAAUGUUGGCCUACCCAUUCAUCCUACCGCUGCUAGCACACAACGAGGCAUUUCGGUUCCUAGUCAACGUGGCCUCGUACCUGAACCUGGUCAACAACGCAGCCAACCCCGUGUUGUUUAGCUUCGUCAGCCGCCGGUUUCGUGAAGACAUGAAAAGAUCGCUUCGAAAACUAUGCCGUGGGGGCUGCCGUUUUCGCGACUAGUCGAAAUAUUCCCAUUUCAAAAGGGCUUCAAAAUCUCACGGCGAUCUCACUCAUAAAACAUGGGGAAAAAUGUUUUCCAGAAAUGGUAGACUCUAUUUCCCAAAAAAGGGGGGUGAAUGGGAGGAGCCUAACUCUCCCGUUUUGGGCGACUGGUGGCGUUGUAUUUGCCAUUAUUAUGAUGCAUGCACUGGAAAGCUAAUACUAUUGAACUGAACUCCACGUGUUAGUGGUUGUACGGUAUGUGUAUAUAGAAGAAAUUGCCAAUUUUGUUUCGGAAAUCUGUAACCUGUCGACAUCUCAUUAUGCACUUUAUUUUAAAAAUAAAAAAAAGAUUACUUACAUUU